Molecule: messenger RNA, 261 nt
Organism: Pocillopora verrucosa
Lineage: Eukaryota; Metazoa; Cnidaria; Anthozoa; Scleractinia; Pocilloporidae
Source: RefSeq, a predicted model, not a curated record
AUGGAAAAUGUGUACUACAGUGAAUUCGUGUUAAGAGAACGAGAGAACGAACUAGAAGGAGAAGAAGAUGAAGAAGGAGAAGAACAACAAGAACAACAAGAACAACAAGAACAAGAAGAAGGAGAAGAGGAGGAAAAAGAAGAAGAGGAAGAAGAUGAAGAAGGAGAAGAAGAAGAAGGAGAAGAGAAGAAUGAGAAGAAGAAAAAGAACGAGAAGAGGAAGAAUAAGAAGGAGAAGAAGAAGAAGAAUGAGAAGAAGAAG